This is a messenger RNA of Erpetoichthys calabaricus (reedfish), 1612 nucleotides long. RefSeq names its product INO80 complex subunit B (gene ino80b). The coding region runs from base 135 to 1124 and encodes 329 amino acids. The record is from RefSeq and is a predicted model, not a curated record. Gene Ontology annotation, biological process: chromatin remodeling. The transcript has 5 exons. Lineage: Eukaryota; Metazoa; Chordata; Cladistia; Polypteriformes; Polypteridae. Gene Ontology annotation, cellular component: Ino80 complex.
CGGUAUUGACAUCUAAACCCAAGAAACUGCGCAGUGGAAAUUUAACAACAGUAGUGGCGAGAUGUCGUAAAUAAGGCGCUGAUUCCUUCGUUAUUGUUAACGACGUGGAUUUUAAUUUACUUAUCCUUGGCUCAAUGGGGAAGAAGAAAGACAUGUUUCACGAUAAAUUCCUUUCAGGUGAUGGAGAUGACUCUGCUGGCUAUAGCGGACAUAAAAAGAAACACAAAAAACACAAGAAACAUAAGAAGAAGUAUCAUCAUGAAGAAGGUGGACAUAGUUUUUCUUCAGAAGCUCUCGAGUCUGAUUCGGGUGCUGUGAAACCUCAGUUGAAAUUAAAAAUCAAGCUGGGUGGGCAAACCCUUGGCACGAAAAGUGUCCCAACAUUUACAGUGGUACCAGAGGUGAGUCGGUCACCAUCACCGCUAAUGAUCGUGGAUGAUGAUGAUGAACCAACUGAAGGAGUUCCCAUUGAGCAGUAUCGAGCCUGGCUUGAUGAAGACAGUAACUUAGACCCUUCACCUUUGCCUGAUAUGGACUCAGAGAGCCUUUUGGGAGCUCCUGAAGAUGAGGAGGAGAAAUGGCUUGAUGCCCUAGAGAAAGGAGAGCUGGAUGAUAAUGGAGAGCUGAAAAAGGAGAUUGAUGAGUCACUGCUUACUGCAAGACAGCGAGCUCUGCUACACAAGCAACAAAGCCAGCCUCUCCUAGAAUUACCAAUGGGCUUCAAAGAAAAGGAAAUGACAGAAGAAAUGAUGCUGAAGCGAGAGGAGCGUGCACGAAAACGCCGCUUACAGGCUGCAAAGAAAGCGGAAGAGAAUAAGAAUCAGACCAUUGAGAGAUUAACUAAAACCAACAAAGCUAAAAUAAAGACACUACGGGAGAAAAAAUCAAAACAAGCCCAGUGUCCCAUGGUUAGAUAUAUCAGUUCAUUUAAUGGAACGACGAUCUCCUAUCCAGAAGGUGUUUGCACCCCCUCAGUGGCUGCCCCCCGUGUUGUUCCUGCAGCCACACUUUGCGGAGUUGUUGGUUGCUCAAACCUCAAGAAGUACUCCUGCUCAAAGACUGGGAUUCCACUUUGCAGCCUGCAGUGCUACAAAAAGAAUUUGACUGUCCAGUGUCCAGCGUGAACCUCUCUAGCCAUGCUGUUACCAUCUGAUUGAAUUUGGCUACCCACAAGAAUUUUUGAUUUUUCUAUGUGCAGGAAAUUUAACCAACCUGACCAAAGGUUUGAACUGCUUCAAAAUCAUGUAGUGUGCUAUGGCUAAGUGUGUGUUUGGUUCUUCUUCAUAGUUGUUUUUGAUUUCAUUUUUAUUUUAGUAAAGUAACAACAAAGUUAGGCCUGAAGAAGGUAGGCCAGAAAAAUGGGUGCAAAGUAAAGUAACUAAAGUUGAACUGAAAGAUUACUGCAAGAAUGGACUAAUUUAAUACGGAAUUAAGAAGGACAAAGUUAUUCUUACGUGAUUAGGGUUUAUUACUCUCUGCAAUUUAUUUAUGAGCGCACCAAGUGUGAGCUGUCCAGUUCUGUAAAAGAAAGAGCUUGACUGGGAAACAAGGAGUUAAAUGGAUUCCUUAGUUUGUUCUGCUGUAUGUGAAUUACAAUAAAUGUGUACAUUUA